Molecule: messenger RNA, 549 nt
Organism: Entamoeba dispar SAW760
Lineage: Eukaryota; Evosea; Mastigamoebida; Endamoebidae
Exons: 1
Coding region: 1-549 (182 amino acids)
Biological process (GO): signal transduction
Cellular component (GO): plasma membrane
Molecular function (GO): GTPase activity; GTP binding; GDP binding
Source: RefSeq, a predicted model, not a curated record
AUGAGUUCAACAACAAAAAGGAUAUCUGUUGUUCUUUUAGGUGAUCAUGGGGUUGGAAAAAGUAGUGUAGCUACUCGAUUCGCAACAAAUGUGUUUAUGUCUGAUUAUUCAAUACAUUCAAAACAAAUACAAGUUUCCAGGGUUUCAGUUGAUGGAACUGACUAUGACAUUGGUGUUAUAGAUACAAAUGCAACAAUGACAACUCAAAAUGAUGACCUAAUAACGAAAGGAGACGCAUUUAUUGUCAUGUACUCUGUCACAAACAAAGACUCAUUUCUUCAUUUGCCAUUAUAUUUAAAUCGUAUUUACGAAUUACGGAAAGACCAUUCUAAAUCAAUUCCUAUUAUUAUCGUUGGUAAUAAAUGUGAUGAAAAGCGACGUGAAGUUGUCUAUGAGUCAGGACAAUUAUUUUCAGAUUCAAUCUCAUGCUUAUUUAUGGAAACAUCAGCCUUAGACUAUACUAAUAUUAAUCACUUAUUUGACAUAAUUGUUAGAGAAUGGAUUUCAUUUCACCCAGAAGAGAAUAACGCGUCGUGUGUUGUCGUUUGA